Messenger RNA from Linum trigynum, 201 nucleotides. The record is from the annotation of a GenBank genome assembly. Lineage: Eukaryota; Viridiplantae; Streptophyta; Magnoliopsida; Malpighiales; Linaceae.
AUGAUGGACGAGUUCUACGUUGGGGAAAUCGACUCUUCAACCAUCCCAACCAAGGUCAAUUACACGGCUCCUAAGCAACCUCACUACAACCAGGACAAGACCUCAGAGUUCCUCUUCAAGCUACUCCAGUUCUUAGUCCCCCUUCUCAUUUUGGGUGUGGCUUUUGGCAUUCGGUUCUAUGGCAAAACAGCUUCUUCUUAA